AAUCUAGAGGGAGAGCUUAAAGAAGUCAGAAGACGAAGCAAAAUAAACCGCCGAAGACUUGAGGACGGUUGGACUAGCCGACGAUCGUGGCGGACAUUUUGGUUUCUUUUGUCCGUCCCACGACACGAAUUGGAGUCGGGAAGUAAGUAGAGAGGGAAAUUCCUCCUGAGUACGCAGAUCUGUUUUUUCUGCUGUUAUGGGAACUGAAGAGUUGAAAAGCGACUUAGAUUCCAAUCGUUGGCCUUCGGAUAUGGCCUAUGACCAGUGGAUAGCACUUCCUAUAUCUGGGUCACGCCCAGCAGCUCGCUACAAGCAUUCGGCAAUAGUGGCCAAUGAGAGGCUGUAUAUUGCUGGGGGAAGUCGUAAUGGUCGACACCUCUCUGAUAUUCAGGUUUUUGAUCUUAGAACUUUGGUAUGGACUGCAUUAAAACUUCAUAUGGAUCCAAAUCUUGAUAAUCUGGAAGACAGUAGAUCACAAGCGAUCCUGCCUGCUACCUCUGGACACAGUCUGGUGAAGUGGGAAAACAAACUUCUUGUUGUCGCUGGGCAUUCAAAGGAAUCUUCAGACUAUGUAACAGUUUGGUCAAUUGAUCUGGAAACCCACCAAUGCUCUAUUGUGAAGACAUCUGGAAAAGUCCCGAGAUCUCGUGGAGGGCAGUCUGUAUCACUGUCUGGCUUUAGAUUGAUAAUGUUUGGCGGAGAGGACACCAGCAGGAAGUUGCUGAAUGAUAUCCAUAUUCUUGAUCUGGAGACAAUGACAUGGGAUUAUGUAGAAGCAAUGAAGACACCUCCUGCACCAAGAUUUGAUCACACAGCUGCACUGCAUGCAGAACGCUACCUUCUAAUUUUUGGUGGCUGUUCUCAUUCAACCUGCUUCAAUGAUCUCCAUGUGCUGGAUUUGCAGACUUUGGAAUGGUCUCAACCACAAAUUCAGGGUGACUUGGUGACUCCAAGGGCUGGUCAUGCUGGUAUCUCUGUGGACAACAACUGGUAUAUAGUUGGUGGUGGAGAUAAUAAAAGUGGUGCAUCGGAAACACUUGUGCUAAAUAUGUCUAAGCUUGUGUGGUCAGUGUUGACACGAGUAAAUGAACGUGAUCCUCUUGCCAGCGAGGGUCUCAGUCUUUGUUCCGCAUUAGUGGAUGGAGAGAAUUAUCUAAUUGCCUUUGGAGGCUACAAUGGGAAGUAUAACAAUGAGGUAUUUGUGCUGAGACCCAAACCAAAAGACUCUGCACGCCCAAAGAUUUUUCAGUCACCGGCAGCAGCUGCAGCUGCAGCUUCUGUUACUGCUGCAUAUGCUGUGGCCACCAAAACUGAAAAGAAGCCAAAUUUCACGACUACAGAAGAUUCAAAUAUUCAGGAAGUGCAAAUAAAGAGCCCUCUACAGGACUUGACAGUGGAAAUUAAUUCAAUUACAGCUGAGAAAAAGACACUGGAGUCAUCACUCACAGAAGUGAAAACAGAAAAUUCAAGGCUCAAAGGAGAUCUAGAGGAAAUGAACAAUAACCUUUCUGAGUUAUCAAAGGAACUCCAUUCUGUCCAAAGUCAACUGAAUUCUGAGAGAUCAAGAUGUUCCAAACUUGAGAAUCAAAUUGAAGUUCUACAAAAGAUGCUGGAGUCACUGCAGUCUGUAGAGGAUCAGGUACGUGUUCUUCAAAACCAAAAGUUUGCUUCAGACCGAGAGAUGGAGCUCGCGUCUGCUCGGACCCACGAGAGGCAAAGUUCAGGUGGUAUUUGGCAGUGGAUUGCUGGUGAUGCACGCAACUGAUGACAAUUCAGAGGCUAGAUUCUUGAAAUGAGAAUAAAGCUGUAAGGGAACAUCAUGUAGCAAGAAGCAUAUUUAAUCUCCUAUAGCAAAAUGACGGGAAGCUGAAACAGUGCCUAUAAUUAAGAAAAACUUGCUGUGGUUGAGUCUAUUCAACUUCUUGUCCAGUAAGUAUGGACUAGCCAUCAUGUUGCUGGAAGUCUGGAGACAAUUGCCAGGGUAAACCAUGACGGUACUUCUUGUGACAUAUUUGGGAGUGGGACAUAAAGAGGUAACAAAUACUUGUCAUUAAAAAAACUGUUUUUUUUUUUUAAUUGUUAAUUAUUUGUGAGUGAAAAGUCAUGCGGAUGGUCACAUGGUGUCUGAACAUUAUUUGAAAGAAAAAAAAAAUUCAAUAUAGUUUUUGUUCAGUUUUGCAAA
Macadamia integrifolia is the source of this 2182-nucleotide messenger RNA. RefSeq names its product acyl-CoA-binding domain-containing protein 5. The record is from RefSeq and is a predicted model, not a curated record. Gene Ontology annotation, molecular function: protein binding. Lineage: Eukaryota; Viridiplantae; Streptophyta; Magnoliopsida; Proteales; Proteaceae. The transcript is spliced from 14 exons. The coding region runs from base 197 to 1765 and encodes 522 amino acids.